CCAAACUGUGGCGUUUCUUUUUGUUUAUAGUUGACGCUAAACGCACUUCACUUCGUUUACCGAGUGGUAUAAAUAUUUUUAUUCGUCCGUUGAUAACACGAUUUUUCACUCGAGUGAUCACGUGGUACAGUUUGCGACAUUAUGUUAAAAAAAGUCUCUUUAAAUAAAUACAGUAAAAUCUGUAAUAUCUAGAAGGAAAAUUUCUUCCUUCGGUGUUUAUUCUACUUUCAAUUAAAAUGUACAUUAAAGAGAUCAUGGCAAUCGCCAUAUAUUUGCUUUCAACUUUGACCUACAGAUAAGAAUGUAGGUAAUAAAAAAAUUGUAUGUACAUGGAUAAAGAUACUAUACUAUUCUUAGAUGUCUUACGUAAGAGGAGCAGAACCUUACUAGCUUUUACCAAAAAAAAUUCUGAGAAAAUCAAUAAUGAGAUUAAAAGAUCGUAUUUACAGAAUUCGUUAGUACUAUUCCUGAAGGAGAUAACUACCGAAUGCAAUAUAUCCUUGAAUUAAUAAGCGAUAUUUAUAGCUUUUAUUUACAGACCAUUAGGAAGACAGAAUUCUCAUUUAAAAAAUCAAAAAGAAAUAUGGAACUUGAGGAAUGAUUCCAGUGCUGUUAAAGAUCUUUUGCACUUGGAUCGUCAAUUUGAAAACACGGAUCAAAUGUGUACAUCGGUUUCUAACAUGCGACCUUUAGAAAGAAUAGUUAUACCGUCAAAAAAUGUAUCCCGUUCGCAUUCUUCAUACGUAGUAAAGAGAAAACCGGUGAAAGAAUGCUAUUGCAAUGUUGAAACGAAAAAGAUACAACCUCAUUCUUCAAAAAUCAUACAUAAACCUAAUCCACCUUGUAAUUACAAAAAUCAUAUUUGUCAAGUAUCAUUGCCUAUAAAUGAAAAUAAUAUACAAGACACAUUAUCACCUCCCAUUAGUUGCGAAACCAUCAGAAGAGUACAAAAAAUCAAUUACUAUCCCCAAUCUCAAUUUCUUCGCAACGUUCAAAAAAAAGUUUCUGUUCUAAAAGAUGUAUCUUUGGGUGAUUGUCCUGAUACUUGUCCAAGGUCAUCGUACUAUCACAAGCUAAGAACCGAUAAGACUUCAAAUUUAACGGAUACUGAUACUCAAUCAAAAUUUACCACUGAUACGAUUAGCAAGUCUAAUAUCAUCGACUUUGACAAAUUGGAUUCUAUCCAAAGAGUGUCAAAUUCUGUGACAGAUGAGGAAGAACAAAAUCAGGAAGAAGUUAUACAAAAAGUAAGCAAAGGUAUUCAAGUGCCUUUGAGAAAACCAGCUAAAACAAAGUUUCUUGCAAAGAGAACUAUUUCUUCGAAAAAAUAUAUACCUGAAGGACGUAAAGAAAAACCUACUUCAAGAUCAUCUUCUGAAAAUAAAAAAACCUUAAGAUCAUCCACUUUAGAUUGUCAGUGUCAUAAAAGUAAAGCAGACAAAUUUACCAAAGACUUGGAAAAAAAAGAAUUGGCAACAUAUCGUGUUUAUCCGAAAGAUUACGAAGCGGAUUAUCGAGAGCCAAAAAGAUGGUCCUCGACGUAUGACAAAGAUAGUCAAAGAAAAACUGCAAGAUCUUCGGGUAAUGAAGUUAAGGAAUUAAGAAAAUUUCGUGAACAAAAUUAUUUUGAUACUCAUGGAUCGAGUCAAACACUUAUGUCAUCGGAAUCUUCAGGAUCGUUACAACAAUAUAUGUUGAACGAUCGACUUUUUGCAGAGCCUGUUAAAAGGAUUCAUAAAAAAGAUUUAGUCGUAACCAUGCCACCCUGUGCAACGGUACAAAAAAAACGCGUUCAUUACUUCCCUAGAUAUAUAGUACGACAAGAGAAGAGUACUUGCAACACAAAUUACAAGAAAAAACGUUGCCAAAGUUGUCCAUUAACCGGACAUGCCAUAGAUCUUGGUAUUUCUAAACCUCGUCCGGUAUUAAACAGCUUGGCGUUAAAAUACCAAAAGAAACUUCCUUAACGAAGUAUUUUUAUAGUUUAAAUAAUUGUUUCUAUUAGGUAAACUAUACGAUUUCUAAU
Messenger RNA from Vespula pensylvanica (western yellowjacket), 2026 nucleotides. RefSeq lists its product as uncharacterized. NCBI's taxonomy places the organism in Eukaryota, Metazoa, Arthropoda, Insecta, Hymenoptera, Vespidae. The record is from RefSeq and is a predicted model, not a curated record. The transcript has a single exon.